Amphiprion ocellaris (clown anemonefish) is the source of this 11970-nucleotide messenger RNA. Its product is annotated as mucin-4. NCBI's taxonomy places the organism in Eukaryota, Metazoa, Chordata, Actinopteri, Pomacentridae. The transcript has 46 exons. Bases 65 to 11440 code for a protein of 3791 amino acids. The record is from RefSeq and is a predicted model, not a curated record. Gene Ontology annotation, molecular function: protein binding.
CUGCUGAGUGCAGUAACCACGUAUAGAUGUAACUUACUGGAACCCUGACACUGAGACGGAAAAGAUGUGGACGUUUUAUUUAUCAGUUACCCUAUUGUCUGUCAUACAGAUACAGCAUAUCGUGGCUACAGGAUGUAAUAUUGUGUCAGUGACAUCUCCUUCAGCAUCAACACUGAAAAUUGUAUGGAGCAGCUACACUGGAGCUUCCGGUUACUGUCUCGACUUGAGAGUUGUGAACUCUACCACUAUUGCCCCAGUGGUGGUGAUGCAGUCGGCGCCUAGCACACAGAGAACGAUACAGGGGUUAAGACCCGGACAUGUCUAUGAAGUCACACUGAAGGUCCUUCACUUUUUUCAGGUUGUGUGUACAGUUUCUGAAAUAACCAUGACAGUGCCUGCUACAUCUCAGAUCACAUUUUCCAAAGCUAUUUCAAGUACAUCUAUAAAGUUUGAGUGGUCCAGUGUGAUCGGGGCGGACAGCUAUAUCUUGUUAGUGGAGGAGUUAUUUAGUUGGCCCGUAAAGCGAUUCAACCAGACUUUAACAUCCCUGAGUGGACAAAUGGAUGGUCUGACUCCCGCCACAACUUACAACUGCUUCGUUUACUCCUCCAAUAGCGCGGGAAGAGGCGCCAGGAGUAAUACAAGGACAAUCUUGACAUUGGUGCAGCCACCAACAGGUGUGACUCUAGUCGUAACAGGAAAGAGCACAGCCACAGUGACGUGGAAUGAAGUGAAUAAAGUCCUGCUUUACCAAGUGGCUGUGAGUGACAAUGACAACCCCAGCAACCCUCCAGUCAUCAGAAACACCUCAAGUACAUCCAUGGAUAUCAGCAAUCUGGAGCCCUGCUCCACCUACACAGUGGGAGUAUCAUCAGUCAAUGUUUUUCUGGUGCCUGGAGAGCCAUCCAAUGUUACACACACUACCUCGACUAUUAACCCGGUGACGACAGUCUCUGUGGACUACAGCUGCUCCAACGGCAUGGUGACAGUAACUUGGAACCUGGUGUUCGGGGCCAACAUGUACAGGGCGACGGCUGUUGAUGGCACCGGUGAUUCCCUUAACUGUACUUCACCUUCCACCAGAUGCCAGAUCACCAAGUUGAAAUGUGGCGAGAAGUACCAAGUCCACGUUACAGCCAUCUCUGAUGACUGUGAGAGCACCUCCAACACCUCCGCCCUGUUCGAGACAGUCCCCUGCGCUCCAGCUAGUCCUCAGACCACCCACACCUGCUCCAGCAAUGUGAUCGUCUUCAACUGGCAGCCCACCAACAACACCUUAUACUACGUGGCCACGGCUGUGGACAAAACUGGCAAAGUGACUGAGUGUAGGACACCAGAUAACACGUGUUACUUCACCAACACGGGCUGCGGUCAGUUCUACACCUAUAAUGUGUACGCCGUCAGCUCUGGAUGUAACAGCGAAGUCAGCCAGUCUAAGUUUGUCCGAACCUCUCCUUGUCUGCCAACAAAUGUGAGGACAGGAGCUGGGUGUCACUCUGACAUGCUGAUCACGACCUGGGACUCUGCUGCUGGAGCUCUUUCUUAUACUGUAGAAGCACAGGGGAACACUGGGGAAACCUACAACUGCACCUCCUCCUCCAACAGCUGUGCAGUUACCGGCGUGCCGUGUGGUGAACACCUCAGUGUGUGGAUUGUCGCCUCCAAUGACAACUGCUCCACUCAAAGGGUGUUGGGAGAAAUUGCUCAGACUGUUCCAUGCAACCCCAAAAAUGUCUCAGCAUCAGUGGAGUGCAGUCAAGAUUCUGCAAGAAUUAACUGGACGACAAGCAUCGGGGCCAUUUUCUACAUUGCUGUUGCUCGGGAUGCAAAUGGAAAUUCACACAGCUGUAAUUCAAUGGGGACAAGCUGUUUGAUUGAAGGCCUGACAUGUGGACAGAAUUACACUGCCACCGUUGUUGGGACUAACUUUAAUUGCAACAGCACCACCAAUCAGGAGAUUUCCUUUAGGACAGCGCCUUGUCCUCCCACCAACAUCGAGGCAUUCAGAGACUGUGACGCUAAUCAUGCUCUGAUAGUGUGGCAGAACCAUCAGCCCACAGGCAUCUACACAGCCACUAUAGAGGAUCAGAACGGGGCUCAGCUCUCCUGCACCAACAACACAGCCAACUACUGUAAAAUCAGCUCCCUACCUUGUGGAAGGAAAUACAACGUCACCGUCACCUACAACGAUGGAAACUGUCCGUCCACCUCUACACCAAUCAGCAUGUACUCAGUGCCAUGUGGUCCUGAGGAUGUGAGAGCCAGUCUUACCUGCAUUACCGGAGAGCUGACGGUCACCUGGAACAUCUCCAUUCCUUCAGAGAACUACACCACCAUCAUCUCCAGAGGGAUGGGCCAGCCUCUGUACUGUAACUCUACAGAGACCCAGUGUACCACGGGAGGGCUGUUAUGUGGAAGCUCCUACGUGGUGACGGUCUUCUCUGUCACCGGGACGUGUUUCAGUCUGCCGAGCCCAGAAGUCACAGUGCAAGCAUUGCCGUGUCCUCCAACGAACAUCACAGCUGCUCACACAUGUGCUCCGCAUCCCGUUCCUGUGUCGUGGGUGCCCAGUGGCAAUGUCAAACGCUACACUGCAGUCGCUGUGAGCAGCAGAGGUCACAAGUCUGAAUGCACAAGCAAUGAAACUUCCUGCGGCCUUCCUGGGCUCCACUGUGGGGAAGUUUACAGUAUUCGUGUUUCAGGAGCUGAUGACAACUGUACAGGUCAACAGAGCGACACGAUUUCUCUGAAUACAGAGCCUUGCACUCCAUCUAAUGUGUCCAGUCAGCUGAUCUGUAGCGUAGGAGCUGCUCAGGUGUUCUGGGCCUCCAGUACAAACGCAGUGAGCUACUCUGUAAAAGCCACCAGUAAUGGACAGACUCUCACCUGCAACAGCUCCGGCCCCAACUGCACCUUGAGUAACCUGGUCUGCGGUCAAGCUUACGAUGUUCUCGUAGCAGCUUCUGAUGGCACCUGUGUCAGCAACUACAGCGCCCCCUUCCGGCAAGACCAAGUACCGUGCGCUCCAGGAAACGUCACUACAAACCUCAUAUGUGGCACCAGUGACUUAAACGCCACCUGGAUCCCUGCUGCUGAGCCCCUGAACUACAGUGUCAUUGCUCAACCACUGACUGGAAAUCUUAGCUCAGUCACCUGCCACAGUAACAGUGGCGACUGUGUUCUGAGUGGCCUUCAGUGUGGACACACCUAUAAUGUUUCUGUCAAAGCCUCCUCUGGCGGCUGCAGUGGACCAUACAGCCCCCCACAGAGUGUUCAGACAGCAACCUGCUCCCCUCAGAGCUUGACAGCAGUGACAGACUGUGGCACAAACGCUCUUCUGGUGUCCUGGAAUGCCUCUCUUGGUGCUACCACCUACACAGUGACAGUAACAGGCCCAAAUGGCUACUCUGACACCUGCUCCUCAUCCAGUCUCACAUGUUCUUUUGCCGGCCUGCAGUGUGCCAGUCAGUACAACGUGACAUUAACAACCCAGGACAGCCACUGCACCAGCUCUCCCAGUCAAACUGCUGUGAUCACAGGACCAUGUGACCCCGUCAAUGUGACCGGCGUCCUGCAGUGUGGCUCAGACAUGGCCACAGUGUCCUGGGCUGCAGCUCCCGGGGCUGUGGCCUACACUGUGAUCGCUCGAGAAGGCAGCUCUCAUCUUUAUACUUCCUGCAGGAGCAGCACAACUUUAUGUAAACUGAACCAGCUACAGUGUGGAAAAGUUUACAAUCUGACUGUGAUGGCUGAGGACACCACCUGUAACAGCACUGGAGCAACUAGAGGAGUCCUAAUGACCGCUCCGUGCUCUCCCUCUGUCCAGAACAGCACUCUGAUCUGUGGCACAAAUUCCUCUUUUCUGUCUUGGUUGCCGAUGGCCGAUGCCACAGGUUACACAGUGAAUGCAACAGCUGCAAAUGGACAUAAAGUCUCGUGCAGCUCAGCCACUGCUUCAUGCAACCUAACAGAUCUGCUGUGUAGUGAAAUCUAUACGACCACAGUCACUGCAAGAGGAAACCAGUGUGACAGUUUACCUGGAACCAGCACCAACAUUACUACAGCUCCCUGUCCUCCAAUUAUCACAUCAAAACAGUAUAACUGUGGCACCAACACAGCAAUGCUUGGGUGGACUGACCCGGUGGGAAGCCUCAGCUUCAUUGCUCAGGUAGCAGGAGAAGGAUAUCAGGACAGCUGCCACACUGCAAAUACCACCUGCAUGUUCCAAAAUCUUCCCUGUGGCCUGGAUGUUAAUGUAACCGUCGAGGCUCAGGGAGCGCAGUGCAGCAGCAGCCUCAGUGUCAGUGAAUCCAUGGAAACAGUCCCAUGUGCCCCAAGGAAUAUGAGUGCCACACUGAUGUGUUCCAAUCACUCAGCCAUGGUGACGUGGGUGGGAAGCCCCAGUGCUGUAGGAUACAACGUGACAGCAACAGGCCAGGACGGACACACACACCACUGUCACACCAACUCCACCCGCUGUGAAGUCCCUGACAUCCACUGUGGUGAAUCCUACAGCAUCACAGUCACACCAUACUCUCAGACCUGCACAGGAAACCCAAGUGCAGCUUACAGCUUUAGUGCAGGCCUCUGUGCUCCCACUAACGUCACAGCGUCUACAGCUUGUCAGGACAGCACUGUCUCUUGGUCUCAUGUGACGGGGGCUGAUAUGUACAUAGCAACAGCAACUGCAGCUGAUGGACACACUCAUACUUGCAGCUCUAACAUUUCAAACUCAUGCAAUUUCACUGACCUCCACUGUGGGGAAACCUACACUGUCACUGUGGUAACUGUGGACCGAGGCUGCUGGAGUGACCCCAGCUCAGCAGCAGUGCUGAGAACAGCUCUGUGUCCGCCCACUAACCUGACGAGCCAUGUCAGCUGUGAUGCCAACACAGUGACUCUCACAUGGACUCCAGUGACCGGAGCCACCUAUGUUUUACAUACUGAGUGGAUCGGUGGCACACUCCCUCCUGAAGAGCACAUAACCCCAAACACUUCAAUCAUGUUGUCCAACCUGCUGUGUGGACAGAGGUAUGCUCACCGCAUUGCAGCCCAGGAUGGACAGUGCCGCAGCAGCUACAGUCGGCCCAUAGAAAUAAGUACAGCUCCCUGUCAGCCCACUAACUUGACGGCUCGUGUGGACUGUGGGACCAACAUGGGGAAUUUCUCCUGGGAUGAAAGCAGCGAAGCAGGUUUCUUCAUUGUCGAGGUGACAGGGGAGCACGGCCAUGUGGCUUCCUGCUCCUCCAAUGAAACCUACUGUGCUGUCAAACUUCAGUGUGGUCGCUCAUACUCUGCUACACUGGUGGCCUCCACAGAGAGUUGCAACAGCAGCAAACACACCGAUAUUCAUUUUGAAUCUGCUCCGUGUCUACCAGAAGAUGUUCUAGCAGAGUUAGAUUGUAACACCAACAUGAUGAAUGUGAGCUGGACUCUGGGAUCAGAUGACUACACCGCCUGGGCCAUCAGCACAGAUGGACACAGAGCCUCCUGUAACUCAACAUCCGACUACUGCCUCAUCCACGAUCUGCAGUGUGGCAAAAUCUACGAGGUGGCUGUCACCUCCUCCUCCAUCCACUGCCAACGCAUAGCUGGAUCUGACUACAAGAUUCAGUCUGCUCCGUGUAAACCUGAGAACACCUCUGUGGACCAGAACUGUAGCUCCAAUGCCAUCACAGUAAAGUGGAACCAGGACAGCACAGCACAGAACUACACUGUUAAAGCCACGUCUGCCUCAGGUGUAAACUCCACCUGCGACGCCACCGAGAGCAGAUGCUCCUUCCUGGACCUGAGCUGUGGUCAGCGCUACACUUUCACUGUGAUGGGACACACCAACGUGUGCAUGAGCGAGAUGAGCACUCCUGUAGAGAUGAUCACCGCCCCAUGUCCUCCAGCCAAGGUGUCGGCCAAGCUAAACUGUACCACACGUAAUGGACUGGUCAGUUGGAGAAACACUGCUGCAGCUGCAGCUACAGCCUACAGCGCCCAGGCAACCUCUGCUAAUGGACACAACUCCUCCUGCAGCGAGAUGGGCACAUUCUGCACCCUUAACAACCUGGUGUGUGGACAGGAAUACUCUGUAGUUGUGGAGGCUAUGCAUAGUGGCUGUCCUGGACCUGCCAGUGCCCCUGUCACCCUCACGACAGAGCCCUGUGUUCCGAUGAAUGUGUCUGUAUACUACAAUGUGAGCACUGCCCAGGUGAUGUGGAGCGCAGCAAGCAGAGCCACGUCGUACUCUGUUGAGGCUGUGACAGACCAGGGCCUGGUGGUGACCUGUAACUCCACCAACACCAGCUGUUACCUGAAUGAUCUGCAGUGUGGUCAGAUCUACAACAUCACUGUGAAGGCACGAAACCAGGCCUGUGAUAGUGUGAUGUCUGAAACCUUCCGCCUUAUGACAGAGCCCUGCCCACCAACAAAUGUUCGAGCCAGUUUUGCAUGCAAGGAACUAACUGCAACUGUGUCCUGGCAACUGAGUGACCUUGCUGUUGGUUACGUUGCCUACUUUGACAACCAAACUGGCCACUAUACUUCCUGUGUCAGCACAAACACAGAUACAAGUUGUGUCGUCUCAGGGCUGAUGUGUGGAACAGUGUACAGCGUGUGGGUGAAGGCGACAGGACAGAAGUACAACAGCUCUGACAGCUCUGUGGUCUCUCUCACAUCAGGAUCUUGCCCACCAAGCAGCAUCGAAGCCGUUGUGGACUGUGAGGUUCGCUCUGCUAUCAUAUCCUGGCAGCCCAGCGUUGGAGCCAAGUUUUAUGUUACUGUUGUUAAAGCCUCCUCAGGCCACACCGCCAGCUGCACCACCAACCACACUAACUGUGAGCCGAGCCCCCUGCAGUGUGGAGAGGAGUACAACGUCACUGUAAUGGCUGUCGGAGACACUUGUAACAGCACUGCUAUGAUGGCAGGAUACCUCAGCACAGAGCCCUGUGUUCCUAUGAAUCUCUCUGUUCACUACAAUGUGAGCACUGCCCAGGUAAUGUGGAGCGCAGCAAGAGGUGGCAGCUCAUACUCUGUUGAAGCUGUGACAGACCAGGGCCUGACGGUCACCUGUAACUCCACCAACACCAGCUGUUACCUGAAUGGUCUGCAGUGUGGUCAGAUCUACAACGUCACUGUGAAGGCACGAAACCAGGCCUGCAACAACACCGUGGUCUCUGCACCCUCCCGCCUCAUGACCGAACCGUGUCCGCCUACCAACGUCCAGCCCAGUUUGAUGUGUGAGCAGCUCACUGCGACUGUGUCCUGGCAGCAGAGUGACCUCGCUGUGGGUUACGUCGCCUACCUUGACAACCAAAACGGCCACUCCACUUCCUGUGUUAGCACAAACCCACACACCUUCUGCACCGUCUCAGGGCUGAUGUGUGGAACAGUGUACAACGUCUGGGUGAAGGCGAUGGGACAGGAGUACAACAGCUCUGACAGCUCUGUGGUCUCUCUCACAUCUGCUCCAUGCCUGCCCCAGCAGAUAGUGGUAGAUGUUGACUGUAACUCUAACGGUGCUGCCGUGGUGUCCUGGAAUUCCACUGACGGCACAGCAAACUUUUCCCUGAUGGCUGUUGUCGCUGGAAACCUUCAAACUCUGUGCAGAACUCAACACAGCACCUGUAAUGUAACAGGCUUAAGCUGUGGGGAAACUUACAAUCUCAGCCUCACCGCCAGCAAUGAGCAGUGCAGCGUCACAGCACAGACACACACUAACCUCACCACACGACCUUGCCCUCCUCAGCGUGUAGCUUCCAACCUGCAGUGUGGCUCUAGCACUGCCGUCCUGUCUUGGGAAGAGAAGUCUGAUGUUGAACUGUACACUGGAACUGCCAUCAAGGCGUCUGGAGGGGAAAUGAAAAAAUGUAACUCUACAGGCUCUACCUGUCAGUUCCAUAGUCUGGACUGUGGAGAGAUGUAUAAUUUAACUGUCACGGCACACAUUCAAGGCUGUGGAAGCGAGGCCAGUAAAACUGUGUUCAUCCAAACAGAGCCUUGCCAACCUGUGAUAGUUUCUGCUCAGGCACUCUGUCAGAAUGAGGAGGUCCAGAUCUCCUGGAACAAAACAAAUGGCGUAUUAAACUACUUAGUUACAGCCACAGGGAGCCUCGGAUAUGUGGAGAUCCAUAACACAACCCAAACCCUUCUGACAGCCACUUUACCAUGUGGACAACAUUACAACAUCACUGUACAAGGACAAGGCAGCGAGUGUGACAGCAUCCCCAGCAGUCCUGCCUUCUUCAAAACCACCCCUUGUAUCCCCUGGGAUGUGUCGACCUACGUGGAGUGUGAGUUUAACGUGGGCUCAGUCAGCUGGGGGCCCAGUGAUGGUGCUGAAGAGUACGUUGCCAUAGCGACGGGCCUCGACGGCCACACCCACCAGUGUCUCACCAACACCACCUCCUGCACCUGGAGCGACCUGCACUGUGGGGACGAGUACACUGUUGUGGUGAGAGCGAAGGGAGACAACUGCACCAGCCGGCCGAGCAACAGCUCCGUCAUACAUAUGAAUCCCUGUGUGCCGCAGAAUUUGAUCGCCACUGUGAACUGUGAUUCUGAAGACGUUUCUCUGAGCUGGGACGCCAGCAACAGGACAAAGACCUACAUGGUGUCAGCUGAGGCAGGAGACAAAUCAGUCCAUUUCAGCACUAAUGUCACCACAGCCCACCUCUCCGAACUUACCUGUGGGCAAAGCUACAACCUCACAGUCACACCUCACAACCAGCACUGUCCUGGAAACCACAGUGCAUCAGCAUUCAUACAGACCUGGCCGUGUCUACCCAUGGGAGUCUCUACCAUGCAGGACUGUCUCUCUGGCGUCGCCAUGGCAACCUGGCAGCCCAGCAAUGGGUCCAACUACUACACAGCCACCAUGCAGACCGACUCUGGCAUCUCUGAAAUGUGCAUGUCAGAGACUAGUCAGUGCAGCGUCCCUGGGCUGACAUGUGGACACAACUUCUCCGUCUCAGUCACAGCUUCCAACCAGCAGUGUAACGUCACCUCCAGCCAGAUCACAACUCUGCAGUCAGUGCCGUGUGUUCCCACUAACGUCUCCAUGGUGAUGGACUGUGUGAACAACACUGUCGUUGUGUCCUGGUCUGCCAGCCGCGGUGCUGUACAGUACUCAGUGACAGCUCACAGUAGUCAUGGCAACGACAGCUGUCAGACCCCCGGUCUCAGCUGCACCCUCAGAAGCCUCACAUGUGGAAACAGCUACACUGUUCAGGUAGUUGCCAUGGACGACAACUGCUCCAGUGUCCCCAGUCAGCCUCUGAUAUUUAACUCAGGCCCCUGCCCACCUCAGAACGUGAGCGCCCAGGUCACCUGUUCAUCCAAUGAUAUAACAGUUUCCUGGGAUGCCAUCAGAGAUGCUGACCACUUUUUGGUUUCAUUAACUGCGGAGAACGGAGGAACCAGCGAAAUAUGCAACACCACAAACACUGCAUGUUUCUUCAGUAAUGCCACAUGUGGAAAUACAUUUGCAGUUCACAUCACCUCUGUCAGAGGCAGCUGCCGCAGCAGACACAGUCAGACCCAGAGCAUCCAGUCAGCUCCCUGCCAGCCUCAGGGAAUCACAGGCCGCCUCGACUGCGUGACCAAUUCUGCCUGGAUAACAUGGGAUGCUGCUCCUGGGGUGGACAGCUCCUUCGUAUCAGCUGCAGGUGGAGACGAACAUACAGCCAACUGCACCACAUCCAGUAACACGACAUGUGAGGUGGAAGACCUGGCCUGUGGUGUGCUUUAUAACUUCACUGUCACUGCUAAAAACAGCAAGUGUGAGAGUCUGCCUAGUGCCGCCAUCGAGCUGCAGACCGCCCCCUGCUCCCUCUCCGGAAUCACCGCCUUCACUCAGUGUCACAACUCCACCAUCCUCGUCAUGUGGGAGCUCAUGGAGGGCAGCGAGGGCAACACGCAGUAUGUCGCCACAGCAGAAGCCAGCGACCAAACCUUCCUGUGGUGCAACAGCACAGACACCAGCUGCUACCUGCAGGGAGCACAGUGUGGCCUCCGUUACACCAUCAUUGUAGCUGCUUCUUCAGACCGCUGCAGCAGCAUGAGGAGUCCACCCUACAAAGUCAGCAUGGAGCCUUGUCCACCCAGAGACGUGAUGGUGAACUCCUCCUGUGAGGACCACAGUGUGCUGGUGUCCUGGACUCCCUCUCCAGUUGCUGAAAUGUACCAUGUGGUUGCUGUAGCAGCAGAUGGACACAUGCACACCUGCAACACCUCCUCCACUAACUGCAGCAUAUCAGAGCUCCACUGUGACCAGCAGUACACUGUAUCUGUGACUGCAAGCCACGAAAACUGCUCCAGCAAAGCCAGUCAGAACACAACAGUGCACACAGGUCCUUGCCAGCCAAGUGGACUCUCAGUUACUUUGCACUGCACCAAUCAGUCUGCGAUGCUGACAUGGACACCCAGUGAUAAUGCUGUACAGUAUUACGGCUGUGCGCAGGCUGGAAAUGGAGACAUGCUCUACUGUCACAGCACAAACCCCACCUGUACUAUCAACAACCUGGACUGUGGUACUGUUUACAACUUCUCUGUGCAGGCCUCAGAUGGAACAUGCAACAGCUCCCUCAGUGACCCUGAGCAGAGAGGAGCAGCUCCUUGUCCUCCAGAAGCUGUCGAGGUGAAGCUGCUGCCGAUGCAGAUGGAGAUCCAGGUGAUGCAGUUCAACUGGACAGCAGUCAGCUGUGGAGACACUGAGUACCUGCUGGCUUUAACAGGAAGUCUGCUGGGAGACAGCCAGGCCCUCUUUGAGAUCACUUCCUACUGGACAAACAGGACCAACUUUGAGAUUCCUCUCCCCUGUGGUUCAUCCUAUAAUGCCACAGUGCAGAGCAGAAACACUGGAGGCACCAGCAGCAAAUCGGUUCCUCUCAGUGGAACAACAGCUCCUUGUCCACCAUCAGGAGCGGUGUACAGCGGCAACAGCUCCUUUGCAACAGUUUCAUGGAACACUUCAGUGUUUGCCACCAGAUACACUGUAUUUGACAACAGUGUUACACCAAAGAGGCAGCUGUGCAGCGUACCAGGACUCUCCUGCUCUCUGUCCAACAUCUCUUCCAACAAUCUGGUGAUCACAGCCAGCAACGGAGCUGGAGAGAGCGAAGAGACAAAUGUCACAACUGUGGUGGCACAAGGACGCAGGAGGAGAGAUCUACAAAUGAAUGCUCCCUUGCUGAACGUCACACAACCAUCGGCGACAGUUGUUUUCAUUGAGUGGACUGAAGUGGAGGCUGCUUCCUAUUACAGCCUGAUGAUACACGAGCAGGACGGCUCCGGUAGCCAGGAAGAAUACACGGUGUACGGAGAAAGCAUCAUUCUCACCGAUCUGAGCCCAAACAUGACCUACUGUUUCUGUGUGUUGGCCGUUUUCUCUGCUGCUAGUGGACCAGAAUCAGAGCCUGUGUGUGUUCAAACAGGACAAGCGAUUUCACGAUAAAUGGGAAAGCAAUUUCGUCAACUGAGCUCGAGGUCGCUACACCUCAUUAAAAUGUGAAGGUCUUACUCUCAAACAGCAGCACUGUUGAGCGACUUGUAAUACACAAGAACGUUAGAUCUGGUAGAAAAUGGGAAUUAUUGUGAGAAGCUGCACAGUUUGAUUUUAGUGCAUGUUAGUUAUGUAAUGAAUUGAUGCAUCACUGCUAAAUAUAAAGAAUGUAAGUCUUGAAAAAUAAAAAUUCCCACUUUCAGGAUUUUUAAAUAUGACUGUAUAAAACCCUUCAUUAGAAAUAGGUUUUGUCUGAUGUCGGUUAAGGUUAUAUAUUUUAUUUCUGGGCUUCGGUCCUGCAGUUUUUUGUAAGUUCACUUUUGUAAAUUAUACAUUAGGUCUCUCAAAGGUAAUAUAUCAGGAAGUGUUUUAACAUGUCCAGUGUAUUUACUUUUUGCCAUUUCUAAAUGUAUAUUUAAUAUGGAAAGUAUUUUCAGACUACAUUGUAAUAAAAUUAUGAAAAUAUUUGCAUUCAGCCUUCA